Molecule: messenger RNA, 1482 nt
Organism: Aspergillus tubingensis
Lineage: Eukaryota; Fungi; Ascomycota; Eurotiomycetes; Eurotiales; Aspergillaceae
Exons: 3
Coding region: 1-1482 (493 amino acids)
Source: RefSeq, a predicted model, not a curated record
AUGACAGUACUCAACAUUGACACUCUCAUCCGACGGCACCUUGUGAAUUGCAAUGUUCCUAUUCAGGACGGGCAUGACGUCGAAGCGGAUCUGGCGACCGCCAUAGACGCUGUGUGCGUUGACACUAAUUGGAGGUCCUGUGCAAAUUGGCUACAACAGGGGUUGGGUAUCUCCAAUCGGACUGCUUUCUCUCGAGAACUGUUGAGAAUCUACCACGCUUACGGCCACUGCUUAGCGAGAAAUAUGGCCUGCCAUAUCAGUGAUAGCAUUCUAUCAACUCUGUUACGCCAACAGAACUGGAGGGAGUACGUUGUAUGUACUCUAUGCGGCCUGGCCUUUUAUGAGCGUCCUCCAGUCGAGUUCCAUCCAGAGGAUACUGUCGAUGCCUUCGUGCAGGCCAAAAAUCAGUACGGAGUGCUUACUUGGGGAAGGAGACACGGCCGCGGGUGGGCGUGGAGUAAUCUUGUCUUCAGUGGCUCACCAGCGGUCUGCCUCCUGUGGCCAGCGGGACGGGAUGAUCUCGCGGAAAUCGAGGAUAAUGUGGGAUUCUGCUACGAAUGUGGGUUGAGUGUGCUCAGCCAUCUCGGCAUUGACGAUGCCUACCUCGCUCGUAUAUUCGGCCGUAUAAUUGCUGCAGGCCGCAGACAAACCAUUCCAGCGAUUUUGUCGCUUGAUUAUGCGAUGCGACACAUGGCUCAGGAAAAGCGUUCUGCUCAUACUGCUGCCACCAAUCAGCUUCGGGUCGCAAAGCCCUGUCCAGAAUAUGAUAUAAUUGUGUGGGAUUUUGCCGAGAACAACUUCAUGCAAUACCAUGAUGAUACGCAACACGGUGAAGGCAUCAACGCUACAAACGGGUAUGUAGUAACUGAUCUUGUCCACCAAAUUGUGGAUGUCGGAGCGGAGAUGGCCACAGACACGAGCUCCUCAUGCACCGUACACCGUACCUCUCGGACGACAGGUGAAGCGGUCGCCUCUGACUUAUGGGUACUGUCUGCUUACCGACACCCUUGCGAGGAAUGGGCGUCUACGGCCUGGAAAAUUGCCCAUGAAGAGAUCAUUAGAAGUAAGCCGUUGCGAGUUCAUGACGAAAGCUGCCGGGAUGGGCUUACGAAGCUGUUUGACAAGCCUUACACAGUUGUGCCUGAUGAUGUGGUGCGCAGUGUGGAGUGUGUAUGCAGUAAGUGUGCGGAGAUUCAAGACACUGCGUACAAGAUUACAACUAUCGCCGACGGCGAAGACUGGCAACAGGAAUGUGAAGAGACCCGGGAGUGGACAGCCAAAUGUAUACUCCACCUGACAGUAUGCCAAUGCAGCGAUGUCAAUAUCAAGCGAGAAAAUGAAAUUCUUCUUUCCUGGACAUACUUCACCAGCCCGAAGUGCCUUGCCGUCAUGGUUGGCUCAAUACUCUGCAGCAAUCCAACAGCAAAAAUGGCAUCGGAACGCCCGGAUGACGCUAUCACGCUCGCCGAGUUGAAGGUCUGA